This is a messenger RNA of Biomphalaria glabrata, 9067 nucleotides long. RefSeq lists its product as uncharacterized. The coding region runs from base 3069 to 4391 and encodes 440 amino acids. The record is from RefSeq and is a predicted model, not a curated record. The transcript has 5 exons. NCBI's taxonomy places the organism in Eukaryota, Metazoa, Mollusca, Gastropoda, Planorbidae.
AUUCCUAUUUUACAAUGACAGGGUAGAUUAAUUAGUUGAUUUUCUCCAAGACAGUUGAAAAGGAUUUGUGUGUGUGUGGGGGGGGGGGAUGAUCAAGAAGCGGAGAUAUAUUUUUAUUAUUCUAUGUGUGUCCUUUUGUGUGUAAUAGUGUGUGCAUGUUGUCUAUGUGUAUUGCUUGUCUGUGCCUUUCAGCUUAAACGUACGGCAUAGAUAUGUGGGCUAAUUAUACGCUUAUUUGGGAAGCUCGAUGCAGUGAAGUCUAUCUGUACUGCCUAACUCUGUGUGAUGUAGACACGCUUGUAUGUACUUCAAACAAGAGUGCUGCAGACACAACUAUGUUUUUUUAAAGAUACGAGUACUGGAGACACAAUUCACUAUUUCUUCAGCAAUACAUUUGAAAAGAAUAUUUCAGUAUGUCUCCAUUAUAUGUAUAGCAUGCGUCUAACAUUGUAAAGAAGUGUUUCCCAAACUUUUUCCUUAACCGAACACUUCACACAUUCUGACUAUAGAACCGAACACUUCACACAUUCUGACUAUAGAACCGAACACUUCACACAUUCUGACUAUAGAACCGAACACUUCACACAUUCUGACUAUAGAACCGAACACUUCACACAUUCUGACUAUAGAACCGAACACUUCACACAUUCUGACUAUAGAACCGAACACUUCACACAUUCUGACUAUAGAACCGAACACUUCACACAUUCUGACUAUAGAACCGAACACUUCACACAUUCUGACUAUAGAACCGAACACUUCACACAUUCUGACUAUAGAACCGAACACUUCACACAUUCUGACUAUAGAACCGAACACUUCACACAUUCUGACUAUAUAACCGAACACUUCACACAUUCUGACUAUAUAACCGAACACUUCACACAUUCUGACGACUAUAUAACCGAACACUUCACACAUUCUGACUAUAUAACCGAACACUUGAUUUUUUUUUUGAGAGAUUAAUUCACGUGGUGGCUUCUAGUUAAUUAUUCCAGUUAUUUCCAGUAGUUCUUGGAACACCCAUUUAGACCUAGCGGUACACUAGGGCUCCACAUAACAGUUUGGGAAACACUGGCCUAGAAACAUCUAAACAAGAAGGAAACCUUGCUGGUCCAGAACGAUUGUAUUUGUCUAAACAAUUGUUCACCCCUACAGCAGAAAUCGUUAUUGUUAUGCAUUUCACAGUGUCGGGUUUGAAUGCUAGAGAGUAGAUGUAGGGCAGCAAAUAGAACAUUCCACGCUAGGCUCCUAUGAAUGGUAGUUCAGGAGGUGGGGAAACACGGGGAGUGUCUGUGAGAGAAAUAUGCAGAAGAUUGAAACACAAUGGUGAUAUACAUGGAUAUAUGUAACCCUGUCCGGUAGAGUUACAUCUAAGUAUGUUUACUGUAUGAUCUAUACAGUCGUUUACCCCUGCAGCAGUAAAUCUUUGUUAACACAAUCAUGACUUAAGUAUUUGAAUUCAGCCUGUAUUGUAUUUAAAAAAACAACACGGUACAGGAAGUAGAUCAAGCUCGUUUCUCUUUUCUCUGUAAAAAGGGGGACGACGAUUUUAGCUCUAUUUUUUUUUUGGUUCCUAUGACUCAUUUUGUGGUUGACCACCGUGUCCAAGCUGUGGCAGCGCCCUAGUCAAUUGCUUCCCUCUCGCCUUCAUCCUUACCCCCGACCUGAGCUCAAUGUUUCUCGCACGGACGUGCUCCGUGUGGCGCGUAGGGCGAACGGUUUUCUAUCUUAGAGAAAGGGGGGCUAGCCACCUACAGGAUGAAGCGAGCAAAUACACAAACCUUCUCUGCCGUCCCCACCCCAUAUCCACAGACACGUUUAUACGUCCCGCCAUAGGAUAUGUUUGUUAAAACACCGGCUCACGACGCCGUCUGCCGGCCAUUUUACCUCGCACGUGAGUUGAUAGGUUUUUAUGUUCGAUCGCCAUUUUUUUUUUUAGUGUGAGGCGUCUCGCGCCCCUAUUCGAUCCCCUCUCCAUUUCAAACUUUGAUUGUGGGAGUCGCGCCCUUGUUUACGGCUGCGGGGGCUGGGGGCUGGACCACUUUGGUGACUGGGUUAUAAGCGACGUAUGUAGGAUGGACACUCCAGUGCGAACACAAUUAGUUUGACGGACCACUUCAGAACAUCUGCUUCCAUCGCAGUGCACUUUGUCAUUCUUUAGUUUCAAAAGAGCUCUAUCUUCUCUCGUUACGUGUGGAUUGUGACGAAGUUCCCAUUGUGACCCGUACGCUAACAAUUGUUGCCAUUUCACCAGUUGGACAGGCACAUUUGUUUUGGUGUCAUCUCUUAGAGUCGGACUCAUCUAUAACCUGGAACAAGUACUCUUAAAGCCGGAACAUCGCCGAGCGUUACAACAGGGUGGUCGUGAAUAUUCAUUGAUCGACGGACCCAGAGAUAUCAUAUUUCUAUAUUAUAUAUAUAUUUAUAUAUUGUUCUGUCUGGAUUACUGUACAUCUAUUGAGCGGUCAAUAACAACUAGAUCUACCUCUCAAUAACAGUCCACAUAUUAGAAAUGUUCCAUCUAUCACUUUUGGACCAAAAGCUCUCAGCCCAACUCCAACAUCCAAGGAAACACUUGGUUAGGAAGUAAAUAGUUCAAAGUUGUAGAAAGUCUAUUUGGGAGUACACAAAACUCGAAUGCCGGACUAAAGAAAGGAGCGAAACCAAUUUCUUGAGAGAACAAGUCUAGACUUGUCUGUAUGGCACAUUUCACAUUUCAAAGGACGAAAGAGUGACGUUGUCCUACGGCAAAAUUUGUCUUUGCUUGAAACGUCUGGAAAUACAUGUUAGAUUACUUGUAUGUAUUGGCAUCACUAGCACACAACAUUGUAUCUAUUCGAUUGGUGGCAAGAUAUUUAUGAAGAGCAUCUUCAUUGGACUCGAGAAUAAAACAGCGCAAACGGAACACAUACGGCAACUGUUGAAUGCUUCAAGCUAUCAGCUGUUAAGGUGGACCAAGGUGGGCGGCCAGUGGCUAUCGUAACCUUCCAGGCCCACCAAGCACGGCUGUAGUCUUUCCGCCAUCUUCUGUCAAGUCUGAAGAUGCUCUAUGCUGGUUCUGUCGAAUGCCCCCCUCGCCUUCCAGAGCACCCCCCGCCCUAUCUGACAUGACACAGUACUGGGAUAGGAGGGCAAAGCUCAUCGGAGAACAGACUAUAAGCAACAGACAUCUGAGACGCGGCGGUGCGGGUUUGAAUCUCGUGCCAGCAACGAGAACGCUGAAGCCGGAAGUGUCCGAUAGAGAAGGAUUGGCCCGUACUCCUGUAACCAAGUCAGCGACCAAUGGACGGGCGAACGUACAGGUGACGCUGCUCACGUUUUGCUUGCUUGGUCUCAUGUUUGUAUUGACGUUUACUGUCCAGCCUGUGAUGGCCACCAACAGCGAUGAACUCGCCCCGAACAAUAAAUCGUGGAUCGAAGAGCAAUACGACCACGUCAUAUUUCGAUCACAGAAAUGCCAGAGAAAGCCAACAGACGAUCUGGCGAGGGAGCUACGAAUGGCUGAAUCAGGCCUGAGUGAUGACCAGUUGAUCUCUGAGAAAAGAGAUUACCAGCAAGACGACCCUGGGAACUUAACCCCAGAGGGCGUUGACUUAGACUCGAUUGACAACCGCCGACUGGCGGAAACUUUAGAGAGAGACAUGUAUAUAUAUGACACCAGGGAUGAUAAAGUCUUGGAGGAGGAAGACGUUUUAAUGGACAGAAGGACAUGGUUGCCCAGAAGGAAGGUUCUUAAACGCGGGUUAGCACGUGCGAGAUCUAUGAACAGGAGACUUAAACAGGAAGUAGAAAAUGACCGCUCUGCAGAAGGCGUUCCUUCGUCUCCAGAAUAUCCCUACAUGAGAAGACGCCGGCGGACUGCGGAUAUUCCAGAAUCCCCGUCUCUUGGUCUGCCGACACCUUCCCGCGAAGACAGCGAGUUUGAAGAGAUCAAUAAAGAAAACAGUAUAGAUAGAAUGGCUAACGACGGCCACCCCAAGGAAAAAAAAGAGGGUGACUGGUUGCUGAAGCUUCAUGAAAAAAGCCACAACAAAAUCCUGCGAAGGCAAAUUAAGAAAAAGAUUCGGAAAAACCCGAAACUGCUCGAGAAGACGCCUUGGUCUUGCACUUUAAAAACUAGUACCAUGAAAAGCCCGCUAACGUUUCCACGUUCGUAUACCGAGGGCGAGUGCACUCAACAAAAGAAAUGCUUCUAUAAUCUGUACGUGUGCCAACCGCAAAAAAUCUCCAUGAAGUAUUUGUAUAGAGACAAGACCCGUUGCAACCCAUUGCCCAAGAUUUCCAACGUGACGGUCUUCGAAGAACGAUGGGAGAUCGGAACACGCUACGUGACUGUGGGUUGUAACUGCGUCAGUGCCAUCUCCAAACAGACCAAAGUGGAAGGGUAGACCCUCGAAACGAUUCAAUUGUAAAAACCUUAUUGUUGUCCCAUUCAGAGAAUGUCAUCCAGUGGUAUCAAUAGCCCCAUAUGAAAAGAAAAUUCCAAGCGUUUGUUCGUGAGGAAAAAAAACGAUAGACAACUUUAGACAACUUUACUUUCUAGACAAAAAUCAAAUUAUUUUCUUUUCUUAUUCCACCUACUUAUAUACUAAUUGUAAGAUUCUGUUGAGUCUUCCAAGCAUCGGGCAAAUCUAAAACUUCUGAGGGCAUUCCUGGUGAAGAAAAUCAACAAUUGCUAUUGAGGAAACUUGAAAACAAUCGGGUAGUCCCGGAAAAUCGGGUACUCCUACAAAAUCGGGUAUUCCUAAAAUAAGAUCGGGUAUUUAAAAAAAAACAAACAAUACAUUUGGUGUUACCACAAACCCACCAACAGUAGCUUCAUUAAAAUGAUGUAAGUAAAAAAUAUACUGUAAAUUUCAUUGUGCUCUGUACGUAAUGUAAUCUUUUUGUUCAAUAUUAUCCAUGUGAAUAUGUUGAACUUGGUUUCAAAGUUGGCACAAAGAUGGCCGAUGACUUGAUCUGGACUCUCAUCUUUAGUGCUGUGACUUGUUUCUUCAAAGAUCUGUUUAUAGUGUUUCCCUGGUAUGGAUACAUUCAAAUAGAACAAAACUUCGCGCAUUUCCAUUGUCAUUGAUUUCAUGUCUUGAUGUAUACAAUCGUCCCACUUUGGAUUUAUUCUAUUCUGUUUAUUUAAUAUGGACGUUGUACAUUAUGUCUGCAAGGAGACUUUGGUUACCAUGGGAUUGAGUGAGUCAUACAGUGUGAGUAUUUAUUUAUUUGAUUAUAAAAAAUGUAUUUUUGUUGGCUGGCCAGUUGUUGUUUUUUUGUGUCUUUUUAUCAUAUUAGCCACAUGUAUUACAAUAUUGAAUAAUGUGUUGCAUCUUAGGAUUAACUUGUAUCCACCGACUUCAGUGCCGACAUCGAUGUUUAGAAACAAAAAUAAGAUAUUGCAAAGUAAGGGCUUCACCUGGAUGAAGACGAGGUUUUCACUGUUACUAUUGAAGCCAAAAUGCUUGCCUUGAACUAAAUACAUACUGAUAAUAUUAGUUGCUACUAUUAUACUUUUUUUUUGUCAAAGAUUGGCAAUAAUUGUAACCUAAAGAUAUUGACAGCUUUAUCUUAUCUUAUCUUAUAUAAUACAGACGUUACUUAAAAAAAGAAGAUGAUUACGUCCUACGCGUCAUGCAUUUAGUCAUGCAUAUUAACCAGCUUUGAAGGAUCAACGAAAUAAUCAUGGAACUUUUUAUUUGUUAAAAAAACAAAAUAAUGCAUUCUAUCUGACAUAUACUAAGAGAGAUAAAAUAGAGCCUUGAUAUUUAAAACCAAUAAUUAGAGUAACACCAUUAGUAUAAACACUAAACAUCUUGACAUUGGACGAAAAAAGAAAGAAAACACUAACCCAUAACUUACAGAUACAAAAACACAACCUAAUAAACUAAAAACACAAACAAAGAUAAGGGCACGCUUCUUAUUCUCUUAUCUAAGACCUAUUCGCACAAGUGCUCCUUGUCCCUAGUGGCAUCAGAACAUGGAACGGGUUGCCUGAAACAGCCAGGAAAAUCAACGACUGUUAGAUUUAAAUGCUACGCAAAAUGACUGGAUGAAAAACAAAAAGUAUAAAAAUUGUUUUGAGACCUUUAAAACAACAUGGAGCUGGCUGCUGAUGACAAAGAAUCACUUUAAAACAACAUGGAGCUGGCUGCUGAUGACAAAGAAACACUUUAAAAUCUCAAAACCUCGAGGCUUGAAAGGGAACAUAACAAUAUAUUGAAAUUAGGACAGAAACAAGAAGAGACUCUUUGAGAACUAGCGCGUGUACAGUAAGAACUGCUACGAGGUAUGUCUCUCACUAGCCACAAAAUGUUGACUAUAAAUAGUGAGCUCAGUGUAAGCCAACUCUAUCCAAAAUAGAAUAGUUUCUUAUCAAAUGAUUGCAUAGGAGAGAGCAAAGAGAACUUGUUGGAAGAGAAGUAGAAGAGAUAAGAGUAAAGAGAGAAAUAAUAAAAGAGACAGAUUGUGUGUGAGACAGAUUGUGUCUCAGACAGAUUGUGUGAGACAGAGAAAUUGUGUGUGAGACAGAGAGAUUAUGUGUGACAGAUUGUGUGUGAAACAGGAACAUUGUGUGUGAUACAGGAAGACUGAGUGUGAGGCAGCAAGUGUAUAAGAUAGGAAGAUUGUGUGUGAGACAAACAGAUUGUGUGUGAGAAAGAUUGUGUCUGAGACAAAAUAUUAUUUGUAAGUUUUUGUGUUCCAAAUAUUCUUCAUCAAUCUGAAUAAAUGGCAAUUUUUCUGAGUCUCAAUUUUAACAUAAAGCUUUGUCAAUGGUACUAUUGUAUUUCUAUUUCACCAGUUAUAUUGUAAAAAUCAAUCAAGCAAAUGAUAAUAUUGCUUUUCUGAAUAUAAAUCACACUUCAAAGUUGAAUCGGUUUAAUGUAAAUGACACCAUAUAAGAAUCAGAAGUCAGGAACCUAUAUUUAUAUUGUAUAUCUCAUAGUCAGCAAUCUGUCCAACACCACAUUUCAACUUUACUAUUUUGGACCUCAUUCAUAUCUCCUAGUUAUACUUUUGAAAUGCGACAGUUUUAAUAUCCAAAACCUCUAAGCAACCGAAUCAUAAUAGAGAUCGUAACUGUAAGAAUAAUUAGGCUCAUGGUAGCAAUGACUUUCAUAACUUUGACAAUACAAUCGCCAAACGAUUAGCCCAGCCGUCAAACUGAUGCACCGACAUGUGGUAACUGAUCCAAAAUGUUUUCUUUGUACUAUUUGACAUAAUUUGUAUGACUGUACCAAACAACUAGCAUUCCAGAGUCUUGUUUAUGGUCUCUCUAAACAAAAAGAACACUUCAAUGAAUAUUUAGUUGCCAUUAUUAAUUGUUUAGGUUUUUCAAAAAGAAAUAAUGCUGGGAUUUAUACCAUAGACAAAUUGCAGAUUCAGAUUCGAUUUUAUAACUAAAAAUUUUAUAAACUACAGUUUACUUAAAGAGUAUUUUGUUACCAAAAUCAAUAUUGUUGUCAUCUUUCGAUACAAUGUCUGACACUAAAAUCCUGGCCUAUAUAAUACAACGUUUCGUGUGUUGAAAGGAUUUUGUUUCCAUUUCAAUGAAUCAAAAAACAAAAUAUUCAUUCCAUUAACAAGUUGAUACCAAAUUUUAUUUUUAAAAAAUAUGUUUGCAUCCUUGUGGGAUGUGGAGAUAUUAUGUCUGGCACUUGUAUAUGUGUUAGACUUUCAUGUUACUGUCCAGCAUUGUAGAUUGGUGCAGUGGAAGCACUUCCUUUAUUUGUUUUCUUAAAUUAUUGACCAUUUGACAACUUUAAAAUGUCCAAAAAAGUUUUUUAUCCGAUCUCUUCAUCACAUAGCCUUGAAACUAUUACUAUUUAAUAUAGAAGAGGGGAUAAUUUAUGCAAGAUGAGAUUUAACCAUUUUUUUUAAGGAUUUCUUUUACAGUAGUUUCUUACAGGCUUCAGAUUGAUAAGUUUUCCCUCCUGCAACGCUCUUUAGAUGCUAGGUUAUUUGUCAGAGACGUUCAUCCGAAAAAUAAUCCCGGAAAACGCCGGGUAGCUCAUUCUAGAUAGUGAGGAUGAGUUCAACUUAAUAUUUAAUCCAUACGGUACUCAAAUGUGUUGCAUACUUUAUAUAUAUAUAUAUAAUCUAUAUAUGUAUGUAUAAAUAUCAUAUUUAUAUAUAUGACUGUAGGUAAAUUAGGCUUUGUUUUAAAAGAAAGCUGCUAUAGACCAAGUAAAUAUAUCAACAUUGAGAGUGCGUUAAACAUUGAUUUAAUGUUCUUUUUGUAUGUUAUGUUAUUUAUUACUGAUUAAACAUCACAUGAACUUAUUUUGUAUUCAUUAUAUAUAUAUAAUAUGUAUAAAUAUAUUUUAUCUUAAAUUAAAAAGAUGUUAAAAAUGAUAAGUUUUGUGUUACACUGAAAGAGAGAUCUGAAACAUCCAGCUGAGUCAUAAAAAUGCGACGUCUUUUAAAUCAUACAAAUGUGACGUCUUUUAAGUCGUGCAAAUAUGUCGUCUAGUAAAUCACACAAAGUGACAUCUUGUAAAUCAUACGAAUUUGACAUAUUUUGUUAGUCAUACAAAAUUUGCUUCCUGUAAAUGAUACAAAAAUAACAGAUUGUAAGUCAAACAAAUUAGACGUAUUAUGCGUCAUACAAAUUCGACGUCCUAUAGAUCAUACAGUUGCGACGUCUUAUAAGUCAUACGAAUGUGACGUCUUAUAUGUUUCUAUGUCCUAAAAUGUUAUGUCGUAUAAGUCCUACACAUAUGACUGGUAUUUAGAAAGAAAUAGUAAAACUUCUCGUUGAGUUGUACACAUUUUUGAAACAUCGAGUCUUGAAAUUAAAAAAUAAAAUUCUGCAAAGAACUCUUUCAGAACUUCCCCACAGCCAGCCACUGACGCAGCUGCAGCCAGUAGACACAGCCACUGACGCAGCUGUAGCCAGUAGACACAGCCAGAGAUUAUUCUUCAGUUGUAACUUUAGAAACAUGCUCUAUUACCGGUAUUCUGUUUGUUAUAGUUUAAUAACAUUAUUUUGUUGUAUAUAUAUUUUUUCAUAGGCUAUAAAUAUUUUUUGGUCUUGAAAAAAAAAUUAGAAAAAAAUAAAAACACACAUUUCUUC